Molecule: messenger RNA, 1707 nt
Organism: Arabidopsis lyrata subsp. lyrata
Lineage: Eukaryota; Viridiplantae; Streptophyta; Magnoliopsida; Brassicales; Brassicaceae
Product: cyclin-dependent protein kinase inhibitor SMR12
Exons: 2
Coding region: 965-1462 (165 amino acids)
Biological process (GO): regulation of DNA endoreduplication
Source: RefSeq, a predicted model, not a curated record
GGCUUGCUCACUCAAAAUUGGCAAUACUUCCGCAUGGGCCGAGCAUUUAUGUUAAAUCCAUUGGACACAAAUAUAUGAUUACCCAUUUAGAUAAUUGGUUAACCAUUGGCAAUACAUUUUCGUGUUUGGUAGAGUACUAAACAAGACUAACUCUUUAGAUAAUUCUCGCUCAAGUAAACAAUAGACGAAGACGAGCCCGGAUAGACAAUUGAUAUUUGGUUUAAGAGAACGAGCCGUGUAAACACAAAGAAAAUAAAUUUAAAGAGAGCUUUCAUAGUGAAGAACUCUUUACUCUUCCAUCAAUACUUGAAAGGUGGUUCACAUUCACAAGCGUGUACCUAUUGUCUGUCAUUUUCACCAUCUACAAGCAAAUAUAUGUGUAUUGAAAGGUCAUCCACACUUUCUAAUGCUCUAGUAUCCACGUCAUAUAUAGCUUAUGUUUUCUUAAAUUGCUACUACCAUUCACACGCGAUUAUAUAUUCGUAAAUGGAAUAAAUAUCAUGAAAUCUUUAAAAAAAAAAAAAUCAUGAAAUCUACCAAAGUCUAUUUGAAUAAAAAAAGUUAUACAAAAAAAAAACACAAAUAGGGAAGAAAACUUUAUAUUCAACUAAACUUUUUUCUCAAAUUUCACUCUUCGAUAAUCCUAUUUGGUCUUCUAUUUCGAUAUUCCAUAUUUCAACAUACUGUUUUCUUUUUCGAUCUUUUAGAAAAACAUUGAAAUUUAUUAUUCCAAUAUGAAUUUCUUACAUAAAAUGUUUUAAACUAUAUAGAAAAAUUCAUUUAUAUAGGUUGAGGAAAAAUAUUUAGCUAAACUGAUCGUAGAAGAAGUCAUAAGAGUGGGUCUCCAUAUACAAUAAAUACAGAAAAGUUAUUAGCAAUAAGAUAAUAAAUAUGAGUUAGAUACGUAAUUAAAGUCUAACGGCAACAAAUAUAUUUUUUCCCUCCUGAAAAAAAAAAAGCGCACAUGGAGAUUGGAAACGUAAAGGCAGAUGUCAAUUUGGUGCUUAACUUGCGAGAAGCAGAAAGGCAUCGGCGAUAUUUUGAUUGCUUUAUCAACGAGAAAUUAUUAUAUCGUAAAUUUAUAGGUAUGUCGGAGACGAGCUUGAAAGAGGAUGAGGUAACGUUAGGUGGGGUUAAAGAGACGAUAGAAGAAGAAUGUUCAGACAAUAAACUUGUGUUGGAAAUUUGUCGGAAAAGGAAGAGAUCAGAUGAAGAAGAAGAAGAAGUUGUGGAGGAAGAGAAUGAUGGAUUCAAGACACCGACUCGUCCAGAGAAUAGAAUCCCUAAGGUCACAGAAUGUCCACCGGCGCCGAGGAAAGGGGAAUAUUUAUAUUUGUCGGGGAUGCUUAGAGGUAAAACAAUGUACUGCCGGAGACGGUUGAGUUUCUCGCCGGAAGAUGACGUGAGCUCGUUUAUAACGGAUUUGCAGUGGAGGACGACGACAAUGACGAUCAAGAAAUAAGAUUAAGGAGAGAGAAAUAUAUUAAACUUUUAGUUCUUAUGAUUUUUAUUUUUCUGGCCGUUUUUAGGUCACGUUUGGAAAAUAUCCGAACGUUUUUUUUCUUUCGAAAAUACACAAAAGAAACAUACUUGAUUAGUUUGUGAUUUUGUUUUUAAGAAUUUCAGAUCAUAUAGAGAUUUUCUUUUCGAGAUGAUCAUUAUUUGUUCAUUGAUAGGUUUUUCUUCUUUUGUUAUGGAUGAUUUUUU